AGAAAGGAAGGCGAGGACCGCCUAAGAAACUUGGCUCGGCAGCCAGAGACUAUUUCCUCCCGAUUCUCCGGCUGCCAAUCCAAACUGUUCUGCAGAGGGCCGGUGCAUACUGGGGAGAGAGGCUGCUUAUUUCUCUUCAUCUGCUGGACCAGGAGAGAUUCCUCCGGACGGAGUCUCUGAAACUAUGCUUUGCAUUUGGCCUCUGCUUUUUAUUUUAAUGCUGAAUGGACAAGGAUUGGUUGCUGCUGAUCCUGUCACAGAUCUCCCAGGGAGUUUGGAGCAGAAUGACUGGUGUGAUGACCACAAUACAAUUCAUAAGCGCUUAGAUACUAUCCAAGAGGUGGAAAAGACGGUUGAUGUUCUUGACUCUGAAGUCAAGUCCCUGCUCAACACCAUAAGUGAAACUGCAUGGAAUGUUCCUCUUGCUCCUGGAACUCCCUUGAUGGAUAUCUUUGAAGAUACCAGUUGAGCUUCAAGAAGACGGACCAAAGGAACAGACUGUAAUAUCUAUAUAUCUAUACCUGCAUAAUUAACCCCAUAUUGCACUCUUUCAUAAGUUUCCAGACCAGACAGAUGUCUUCAGACUUGGGAUGGGCAGUGUUCCAUCACAAGUUCCUCUGUAGUGUUAUGAUCUAAUCAUACUGACGCAUAAUACCAAAAGAGAAGUUUUCUUCCCACCUAUCCCGAAGAUUUAAAGACUCCUAAAAUUGUUUUAAAAGAAUCCUCACUGCAAGGACCCCUGCGGAGAAGUUAAAUGUCCCGGAAAAGUCCAGCUGUCUGGUGGUAAAGAAAAAGGAGCAGAAAUUAGUAGAGGUACUGUUGGAAGUUUUCAUGGGGUACCUGGUAGUCUCCAAAACUGGGUUGGCAUCUCUGGUCACAAAGAAAUUUUUGUUGUUAAUUGAUUGCUCAAAUUUUAGGAUGGUUAACCUGUUAACUAGCUAACCUGCAGCACUGGUGCUACAAGGGAAAAUAAGCAACAGGUGCUUAUGGUGCUCCUGGAGAGUAGGGGCAGGAAAGCGUGUGAGCCUGGCUGCGGCACAGUCAAAUAUACAGCCUUGCUCACAAGCUUCCUAGAGGCAUCUAAUGCUGAUCAUUGCUGGAAGCACCAUGGUGGGAGUUUUGGUCUGGACCAGCAAGACUUCCAGUCUGGCAGUACUCCCCAGCUGAAACACCUUGUGAAAGCGCAUUGAGUGCCUAACUACUGAGGGGCAUUCUCUUAACUUCUGGACUUGUUGCACAUGGUUCCAAACUUCUUGAAAUAUCCAGUGUUGGAAACAGGAUGCAGAGCUCAGUGGCCCAGGAAUGGGUUUGUUGGUAACACUCUGUCCUCGUGUCUUUGCCCAAGCCUUUCUUAUAAAGGGACAAAUCACCAACGAGCCACAGUGAGCAGCCUAAGUGGAAUGAUUUCAUGUUUUAUGUAGAAGCUAGAAGCCCUCUGCAACAUUUGCUCAAGAAACUGCCUGAUGGCGCUUAAGCUCAAUAGUCUGAUUUGCCUGAGACACGGCCCAUUCCCCGAGGGGAGCCAUCCAUGGUUGAAGCUAAAUAUCCCAAAGGAAUGAUGUCAACAUGGCAGAAAUAAGAACACUGAUGCAGGAGGCUUGGAUACUAAUUUGGUUUAUUUGUACAAAUCUUUAAAAAAAUUAUAUAUUUGAUUUUAAGGUAGAAUUCUACAAAAACACGCAAAGAGAAAAAGCUUUGGCAUACACUCAGAUUG
Molecule: messenger RNA, 1714 nt
Organism: Lacerta agilis (Sand lizard)
Lineage: Eukaryota; Metazoa; Chordata; Lepidosauria; Squamata; Lacertidae
Gene: PLAC9
Product: placenta associated 9
Exons: 4
Coding region: 185-469 (94 amino acids)
Source: RefSeq, a predicted model, not a curated record